Fusarium subglutinans is the source of this 552-nucleotide messenger RNA. RefSeq lists its product as uncharacterized. Lineage: Eukaryota; Fungi; Ascomycota; Sordariomycetes; Hypocreales; Nectriaceae. The record is from RefSeq and is a predicted model, not a curated record. Gene Ontology annotation, molecular function: acyltransferase activity, transferring groups other than amino-acyl groups. Bases 1 to 552 code for a protein of 183 amino acids. The transcript has a single exon.
AUGACGAAGCCGCAAAUCAUUGUGAAAAUACCACCAGCCUCCGAUGCGGAGGAUAAAACUCUCGUCUCAACCAUAACUGAUAUCGUCAACACCGCCUACACAAAGGCCGAGUCCGAUAUCUUCAUCCCAUCAUACCAACGAACUACCGCCACCGAAAUCGCCAAAUUUCUAAGCCAAGGCCAACUCGCUGUGGCAUACCUACAACCCGACAACGAGCCCAUCGGCUGCGUCUUCAUCAAACUCAUUACACCCGCCCUCGGAGAGUUCGGCAUGCUGGCGCUUGACCCUCAGUACCAAGGUACUGGUGCAGGGCGACAAUUAGCGGUCUUUGCGGAAGAUGAAUGUAGACGAAGAGGUUGUACGACGAUGCAGCUGGAGAUUCUUGUGCCGAUGACGUUUCAUCAUGAGGGUAAGGCAAGGUUAUUGGGGUGGUAUACGAGGAUGGGGUACGAGCUUGUUAAGUUGGGGGAUUUUGCGGAUGAUUAUCCUGAUUUGGUAAACUUGCUUGCUGGACCGACGGAGUACAGGGUGUUUGAGAAGAGUCUUGUGUAA